This is a messenger RNA of Talaromyces rugulosus, 939 nucleotides long. RefSeq lists its product as uncharacterized. The record is from RefSeq and is a predicted model, not a curated record. The transcript has 2 exons. NCBI's taxonomy places the organism in Eukaryota, Fungi, Ascomycota, Eurotiomycetes, Eurotiales, Trichocomaceae. Bases 1 to 939 code for a protein of 312 amino acids.
AUGUCUGCGUCCAUGAAGAGCCAGCUGGUCGGUGUGAUAGGCCCUGCUGGGUUUGGGGGUUCAUACCUCUCCGUCGAGCUCAUCCGACGGGGACACAAGGUCGUUGGAAUCUCACGCAAUCCUCAAUCCUUUGGCACACACCAAAGCUAUACGCCCAGGUCGGUGGACAUUGAGGCAGCGAGCAUUGAUGACCUAGCGACCUCAUUUCGCGAUCUUGAGGUCUUGGUUAGCGAAUAUGGACCUCACACGCAAGGAGCGGACGCACUUAAAUACAUGCCAUAUGUGGAGGUCGUCAGAAAACUCAUUCUCGCUGUCAAACUGGCGAAAGUAGAGUACUUCGUGUUUGUGGGGGGAGCUGGCAGCCUUGUGGUUCCUGGAACCCACGAGUCUCUAGCUGAUUACCCGAGUUUCUUCUCUGCCUACCGCCGACAGAUGGCAAUGAGUGAGGCCCACGUGCAGUAUAUGGAGGAGCGUCUUGGCCCCAUCGGGGCUCCUCUACGAUCGUACCGAAAUGCUCGGCUCGCACAGAACUCCGGCACAAGUACGGCUGAAGACAUUAAGACUAUACAGAUGUACGAAGACAGUAUCCGGAAGAAUGAUCGAGCGUCGGAAUAUAUCAAGGCUGGGAGAGCGACUCUGUUGUUUUUUGAGGGCAAUACUUCUUUUCCAUGGACGUUUGUCUCGCCCAGUCCUCUGUACCGGCCGGGUCGACGGACAGGAAGCUACCAGGUUACUGUUGACUACGUCCCGUUAAAGGGAGAACAACAGGGGGAGGAUGCUUUGGAUGGGAGGCUGACAGGCAUAUCAGCCGUGGACCUCGCAGUUGCGAUUGUGAACGAGAUUGAGAAGCCUCGGCUUAUGCACAAGCACUGGACUGCCUCGGCUGACUUGUCUGAUGAUACAUCGUAUCCUAGCUACGUAACUGCGAAGGAUAUCUAG